AUGGACCCCGCGCCCGACCACGUCUGCGAAGACCUCCUCCUCGCCAUUCUCGACGAACUCCCUUCUCGCACGCUUGUCAAGUCCCGCGGCGUCUCCCGCUGCUUCGCCAUCCUUGCUGACGAGAUCCUCCGCCGUCGGUUCCUCGCGAUCACGAAGGACGAUACGAACGAGCUCAUUCUCGAAUCGUGCGCGCCGUACGAGACCCGCUCGACACACCGCCAGGCUCUCGACUUUUCCCACUUCGGUCCCUCCGCCGACAUCGCCUGCCCGGGCGACGUAGCGCACUUCGUGGUUAAGGCUCCCUCGCCCACGACCCAGUUCCUCCCGCUCGACGACGGCGAGUUGUUCGGCAACAACCUCCUUGCCGUGCACCUGCGCAACUCGCCCAGACCGUCCAUGCAGCCGCAGCGACUGAGCGCAGACGACGAGGACGUUUUCUCUCUCGCACCGAGCGCACCCCGUCCUCCGCGCUUCAUCAACUACGCCUUCUCACUGAACCUCGCGUCCUCGCUCGACCGCUUCUUCCGCUCGUGGUUCCUCGAGUCGGCGCUGGAAGAAGCCCAGUCCGAGUGCUCCUCUCCCGCUUCAUCCGAGCUCUCCUCGCCCUCCUCGUCACGCGAAUCAAGUCCACCCCUUCCCUUCGCACUCGACUCGCCAGCCUCUCCCCCUCGCCCUCCCUCUCCUCUUCCCACCUCCCCGCGCCUCACACGCCCAAAACGCAUAGCCUCGCCCUACAACCCCCGCUCCUCCUCCGCGCUCUUCGCAGCCGAGAUCGAAUGCGUUCAAGUCCCGCGCUCCGUCGACGAUGGAGACCCACUCGACGUCCUCGCUCCCUCCCCUCCCUCCUCCUAUUCCUCCACCCCACCAAGGUUGUUCGAGUACUUCUUUAGCCGGAUAGAGAUGGAUGUCGCGAGGGUUGUUGUGGCAGCGGAGGAGAAUCUGCCGAGAUGUGGGAGAGGAUGGGCGGGAGGGGGGAAGGGGAGGGGGAGGGUGGUGAGUGCUGGACCGGUGGUGAUUGUCAUAUAG
Molecule: messenger RNA, 1026 nt
Organism: Rhodotorula toruloides NP11
Lineage: Eukaryota; Fungi; Basidiomycota; Microbotryomycetes; Sporidiobolales; Sporidiobolaceae
Exons: 3
Coding region: 1-1026 (341 amino acids)
Source: RefSeq, a predicted model, not a curated record